AUGAUAAGUCCUGCAGGUUGUAGUGUUCUUGAAGUUGGAUUUAAUGAACUAUAUUGUAUCCAACAAAAAGAAUGUAUUAUUCAAGGAAUAACAAGUUUACCAGAUGUUAGUUCAUUAUCUACAUUUUCAUUUAUUUUAUCUGACACAACAUCAAGUGGAAGAUUAAUAACUUCUACACUAAAUCUUAUGAGAAGGUGUAUACCAUUAUUACCUACUUCAUUUGAUUUUAUUCAAUUGUAUAAACAAAUAAUUUCAACAACAACUAAUGACGUUGAUUUUAUUCAAAUUCUUUCAUAUGAAAAAAUUAUGACAUUAAUUGUUCUUGGAGAUUAUUUAGAUACUGACAUUUUGAUAGAACUUUAUUCAAAAGUUCUUGAUGGGUAUUCUGAGGUAUUAAGAUUAAUGCAUGCUUCAUUAAAUGAACAUUUAUUUAAUCACCUUCAUACUAAAUUAAUAACAAAUAAGAAAAUAUGGAAAUUUAUUUGUCAAGUUCUUAGUACUCAUAAAAUGAAAGUUACACUACUUCGAUUUAUUUUAGAAAAUACACAACACCUUGAUGAAGAUUCAAUUAAUGAUCUUAUGCCUAUAUUAUUUGAAAUGAUAAUUAAUUAUAAAACAGAAAAAGAAUAUAUCAUUUCUGAAUAUUCUCAUUAUAUUAUUUGUUAUAUCAUUAAAAACUAUCAAAAAGAAAGUAAAGUUUAUCUUGAACAAUAUGUUUAUAUGGUUAUUACAAUGAUACUAUCGAUUAAUGGAGAAACUCAAUUUAAAUAUUAUAGUGGAUAUGAUAAGUCUAUUGAACCAAUGGAUAUAAGAAGUAUUUUAUAUCAUCAUUUAGACUCUUUAUUAAAUCAACCCAAUUUUAUUAUGUCAGUUUAUAUUAACUAUGACUGUGACCCUCAUGCUAGUAAUUUGUCUCAGUUUAUUGUUGAGAAUUUAGUAAAGAUACAAUUAGCAUAUCCAGUUGUUGUGCCUCAAAUAAGAAAAGUAUUAGUAAAUAUGUUAAAGUAUAUUAAUCCAGGAACUGGAAGCGGAAAAGAACUAGACCUUAAAUUAAAAAAAGAGAAAGAUGAAAAAGUUGCAUUAAGUUUUAAUAGAAAUAUUCAAAGUGGGUUAGAAUUAUAUAAAAAAACAUAUUUCCCUGAUCAACAAGAAUUAACUCCAAAACAAAUUGCUGAAUUUUUUAGAUACACCAAAGGAUUAGAUAAACAAUUUAUUGGAGAUUUCUUUGAAAAAAGAAAAGAAAUACAAAUUGCUACCUUAAAAGAAUAUUUGUACGAGUUUAUUCAAGACGAAAAUAUAUUAACAGGUUUUGUCAAAUUUGUACAGUCAUUAAAAUUACCUAAAGAAACUAAUUCAAUUAAUCAUAUCUUUGAAGAUUAUGCAAAAUAUUUUGCAGAAGCUCAUCUAGAACUUUACAGUAGUGAUGAUGUACUGUUCAUGAUUAGUGCUAUGUUAUUAUUAAAUGUUGAAUUACAUCAUCCUGUAAUGAAAAAUAAAAGAACUAAAAAAGAAUUUGUUCAAGCAAUGAAAGAAAUGAUACCAAAAGUAAAUGAAGAUAUAUUUAAUAAAAUCUAUGAUUAUAUUGACCAGAAUGAAUUUCAUAUUCCAAAUGAAGAACCAUCAAUAGAUAUUUCAAGAUUAAAAGAUGAUUUCAUAUAUAGAAAAAGUAUAAUGCAAGAAUAUAUUUCUGAUACAGAGUAUACAUCAAAAAGUGUUGAUGAAGUAGUAAAUAAAAUUAUUAAACCUCUUGUUCAAAAUCUUCAAGCUCAAUUUGAAUUAGCUAGCACUACAAAUGCAUUAGAUCAGGCAUGUCAAGGAUUUAUUGAAUUUGCAUCAUUAGCACAAACAUUAAAUAAUACGGUUAUGGCAGACUUUUUAGCAAAUAAUUUAAUUAAAGUUUCUACUAUUUGCCAAAAUCCUGAUUUAAAUACAUUUUGUUAUGAUAUUAAACCAAUCAGAGCAUCACUGUUAUUACUUGAAUUAUUUGAUAAAUUUUAUUCAAUAUUUAAUAAAUCUAUUCCAUUAAUUUGUGAAUUUAUGUCAUCACUAAAACAUUUAGACUUAUUCCCUACUAUUGAAGAAUCUAAACCAUCAGAGUUAUUAAAAUUAUUUACACCACAACAAACUCAAAAGCAGCAAUCCUCUUGGUUUAGUUCUUGGCUUGGAGGUGAAAGUCAAACAGAAGAAUCUAUUCAAAAAACAAAAAAUUUAUUUAAGACAAAAUCAUAUAGUAAACAUAUUAUUACUGAAAUUACUAAAAAAAUGAAUGACAAUGAAUUAAAACAAUUUAUAAAUGGAUUUUAUUCAAUUAUUAGUAAUAGUGAAGAAGGAAACAAUCAUAGUUCAGUUAGUUCAUUAAUAUUGCUUCAUCUUAUUAUUAGUUUUAAUUGGAAUAGAAAUUAUUUAAUUUGGAAUGAUAUUGUUGAAAAUAUUAUUAAACAAAUAGAUAAAAAAUCAGAUAAUCCAUUAGUAGAUUAUUUACCAUUAUUACCACUUUCAUUAAUUGAAGUUCAUGAAACCACUAAUUCUUCUGUUGUUGAAGAAACAAUUAAAUUAUUAUGUGUUCUUCCUGAAGAAUUUAUUAAAAAGAAUGAAAAUUUAAUAAUAAAAAAUAUUAUAAAAAUUACUCAAACAAUGAUUCAAGAACCAAAAAGUAUGAAUGAUAUAUUAAAUAUGUUUAUAAUUCAUACUUCUCAAACUACUGUUUUAAUCAAACAAUUAUGUACAGAAAAUAUUUGUUUAAUAAAAGAUAUAAUUAAUAAUCCAUUAUUCAAUUCUUCUCAUUGUAAUCAAAUGAAAAUAAUUUUAUGUAAUAUUUAUAAGACAAUUGCUUCUAGUUCAUUCUUUAAACAAUACAUUGAAAUUCUUACACUAUUUUAUUCUAAAUUAGUUAUGUUCUUAAAAUUAAAUAACGAACAUAAACAAACUAUAAUAAAUAAUUUCCAAUCUAUCUCUCUUUUCUUCUUUGUUGCUUGUUGUCAUCCAAUGGCUGAAAUUAGACAAAAUGCAUUAACAACUUUACAAAGUGUAACUCCUGAAUUCUUCUCAGCAACUACAGGAGAUGUUAUUCUUUAUUUCUUUAAAUCAAUGUCACAAUUUAUUAACUCAACUUGUUCAAAAAAAAGAAAUGAGAUCUCAUUACGUUGUAUUGAAAUGGUUACUAAAAUUUUCUUAGGAAGUCAUAUUAUUAUUUUAGAAAAAAAUAAAGAAAGUUGGACUAUUGUAAUGCAAAUUAUUCAAAAAAUGAAAGAAAAUAAUAGUAUUAAUGAAGAAAUAAAAGAACUUAUAAAAAAUAUGAUCUUUGUACUCGUUUGUGAAGAAAAAAUAAUUAAAGGAACUGAAGAAUGGAAUAUAACAUUUAAAACUGUUGAAGGAAUUCUUAAUGAAAAUGACUUCAUUUCAUCAAACAAUGAAAGAAAAGAUGAAGAAAUAAAAGAAGAAAUUACAUCACACAAUCAAACAGAAACAAAAGAAAUAAAAAAUACUAAUUAA
Entamoeba dispar SAW760 is the source of this 3492-nucleotide messenger RNA. Its product is annotated as guanyl-nucleotide exchange factor, putative. Bases 1 to 3492 code for a protein of 1163 amino acids. Gene Ontology annotation, molecular function: guanyl-nucleotide exchange factor activity. The record is from RefSeq and is a predicted model, not a curated record. Lineage: Eukaryota; Evosea; Mastigamoebida; Endamoebidae. The transcript has a single exon. Gene Ontology annotation, biological process: regulation of ARF protein signal transduction.